AGCUCCGUGCAGCUUCCCCGUUUAUCGGUUGAUCAAUGCGGCGGCUGACUUCUGCCUUUCGUUUCCGGGCUCUGUUUAAUAUAAUCAACAGUUCCGACAUUUAUGAGUGAUUGAUUAGCAUCAUGACGGCCAACAGCCGCUGUUCCGCCGCGGAGCCUCCGGGCCUGGAGACCCAGCGGCGGGAGAUCGAAUCUUUGCUGCGGGAGUGUGAGCUCCGCGCUGGGGACAGUUGGUAUGUGGUGGAGCAUCGCUGGUUCGAGCAGUGGAAGGAGUUUGUGGAGACCGGAGACCAGAACUCGUCGUCCUUCCCGGGUCAGAUCGACAACACCGAGCUGUUCGAGGAUCUGGACUCGUAUCACCUGAAGGAGCGUCUGGUGGAGAACGAAGACUUCGUGUUGGUGCCGGCUGAGGCCUGGCACAAGCUGCUGGCCUGGUACGGCAUGGUGGACGGUCAUCCGCCGCUAGAGCGCAAGGUGGUGGACUUGCCCAGCACUCUGAAGGUGGAGGUUUACCCUGUUGAGAUCUUCCUCUGUCUCCAUAGCAACAUGGAGAACGUCAUCACCGCACAGUUCAGCCGCGCCGACAGCAUACAGUCGAUCCAGAGAGCGAUGUGCGAGGCCUUCUCGGUGCCUCCCGGCUCAGAGUGUCGUCUUUGGAUGAAGAGUUCGGACAGUAACUGCGAGCGUCUCAGGAACGUCCACGUGAGCGUGCUGGACGCGUGUCUGAGCUCAGGGAUGACGGUGAUUAUGGAGACGAGGAAUGCUGACGGCACCUGGCCGAGCUCCAGACCUCAGAUCAUGAGGAACUCUGUGGAGGAGCAGGACCCGUACCGAGGACAGCCUGGGGUCUGCGGCCUCACCAACCUGGGCAACACCUGCUUCAUGAACUCUGCUCUGCAGUGUCUGAGUAACACGCCUCCCCUGACGGAGUACUUUCUUCAGAGCCUCUACGUGGACGAGUUGAACUUCACCAACCCUCUGGGUAUGAAGGGAGAGAUCGCGGAGGCCUACGCCGACGUCAUCAAACAGAUGUGGUCGGGGAGGCAUUACUCCGUGGUGCCGCGCGUCUUCAAGACGAAGGUGGGCCACUUUGCGUCUCAGUUUCUGGGUUACCAGCAGCACGACAGUCAGGAGCUGCUGUCCUUCCUGCUGGACGGGCUGCACGAAGACCUGAACCGAGUCAAAAACAAAGAGUACAUCGAGCUGCGGGACGCUGAUGGACGACCUGACCAGGAAGUGGCGGAGGAGGCGUGGCGUAACCACCGGCGGCGGAACGACUCUGUGAUUGUUGACACAUUUCACGGCCUCUUCAAGUCCACGCUCGUCUGUCCUGAGUGCCACAAGGUCUCUGUGACCUUUGACCCCUUCUGCUACCUGAGCGUCCCACUUCCUGUCAGCAAGGAGCGUGUGAUGGAGGUCUUCUUCGUGUCUCUGGACCCAUACGCCAAACCUGUUCAGCAUCGUGUUGUGGUUCCUAAAGCAGGAAAAGUGUCUGACCUCUGCUCUGCUCUGUCAGAGAUGACCAGCGUACCUCCCACACAGAUGGUGGUAGCUGAUGUUUUCAACCAUCGUUUCUAUAAAAUCUACAACGCUGAUGAAUCUCUGAGCUGCAUUCUGGACCGAGACGACAUCUUUGUGUACGAGCUGGGCGUGCAGGAGGAGCAGCAGGAGGAGCAGGUGCUGCUCGCCCUUUACCUGAGGGAGCGCUCUCACUACAGAGACUACGGCUCGGGCAGCAGCGCGUACGGCACGUCGCUGUUCGGACACCCGCUGCUGCUCGGUGUGCCGCGCAGCAGCUGCAGCCAGGAGGCGCUGUACGACCUGUUCCUGCAGCGGCUAGCGCGCUACGUGCGAUCUCCCGACCCUUCUGAGGAGUUGGAGGAAGAGGAGGAGGAAGACGACGAUGAAGAGGAGCUGUACAAGACUCAGACCAACGGCAUCAGCGACGAUGAGCAGCAGGAGGACGCAGAGGCAGCCGGAGCCUCUCAGACAGAACCCUGUGGCGGUGACGUGUCCGCAAACAGCCAACCAGACGCCACCGCCACGCCCCUCCCUGAUCUCAACCACACGCAGCCCUCACUGGACCACGGUGAUACGGAGACCAGUAACGGGACGCAGAGCCAGGCCGAGCCCCUCUGCAGCGCCGAUGACGGGCACACCUGCGGGGACUCGAGCAGGACCUCCGACCCCGGCUCAGAACAAUCGGCAGAGCAGGCGCCGCAGCCCCGUGAGACCACAGAGGAAGAAAAAGAGGAAGACAAGCAGGAGGAGGCGUGUUCUCCCAGCCCGCCAGCCAAUGAGCAGCCAGUGAAGAGGAGGGCGUGUCGGAAGAGGAGGAAGAGUUUGUUCACUAUUCAGGCGGUGAACUCCAACGGGACGACCGAGAGAGGGAUGGGAGAGGGAGGGAGCGCUGUGUCCUUCAGCUCUCAGCCUUAUGUGGCCAUCGACUGGGACCCAGAGAUGAAGAAGAGAUUCUACAACGAAAAUGAAGCCGAGAAAUACGUCAAACAUGCGAGUAUGGAGGUUCCUCAGCAGCAGACCACGGUUCAGCUGCAGGAGUGUAUCGAGCUGUUCACCACCGUGGAAACACUGGAGGAGGAGAAUCCAUGGUACUGCCCGGUGUGUAAGAAGCACCAGCUGGCCACUAAGAAGCUGGACCUCUGGUCUCUGCCGGAGGUUCUCAUCAUCCACCUCAAGAGGUUCUCGUACACCAAGUUCACCAGAGAGAAACUUGACAGCAUCGUGGAUUUUCCCCUCAGAGACCUGGACUUCUCCAGCUGCCUCCUGAGGAAAAAUCUGUCCAAUGGGGAGCCUCCGAGCUGCUAUGACCUCAUUGCCGUGUCCAAUCACUAUGGAGGGCUCAGAGAUGGACAUUACACCAGCUAUGCGAAGAACAAGGAUAACGGUCAGUGGUAUUACUUUGACGACAGCAAAGUGACCUUCGCCACAGAGGACCAGAUCGUGACCAACGCUGCCUACGUCCUGUUCUACCACCGACAAGACAAAAUCAGAAAACCCACUCUGCCCGCCCCCAACACAAGCCCCGCCUCCUCCACCCAGCCUGCCAACGACAUCACUUCCUGCAAAGAUGACAGCGCAGAGCUAGGUACUGCCUCCUAUGUCACCAUGGAAACAGACUGAAGGAACGCUAAAGUUUUAGUUUGAUUUUACUUUACAGUAAUUUGGUUGUUACUUCAUCAGAACAUCAGCCUUUUUUAUUUUUCAGCGACACUUGAACUUUAUUUACUGAUGAGCUGAAACGGAUCCACGAUACUCAGGUAGUUUGAUCGGACUCAGCACUGCAGGGAGGGAACAGAACAGUUUAACUGACCAGUUUCAAAACUGUCAAAAGGAAAAAAUAUUUCUGUUGCCUUUAAAAUGAUCAAUUUAUAAUUUUUAAAUAUUUUAAAAUAUUAAAAAUUUAUUUGAAAAGGUUUUUAAAUUUCAGCGUCUCUGUAGCGUCAUGAAAAAAUAAAUUUCAUUAAUUAAUUUAAUUAAUUAGUUAGCAUUAGCCUUCAGUAACUGCCAUACACUAUACACUAUAUUUGUGUCUGUUGUUUAAGUGAUCAUCUACCUAAUAAACUGAUCACAAGACAGAGUCUGUUCAGCAGUUUCCUGAGUAAAACCCUGGAUUUGAUAGUUUUUACAUUUCAUCGUCUGACGCUUCGUUUCCUGCUUCAACAUUUUCACUUUCCACUUCGUUACGUCUCCAAACCUCAGACAUUUUAGGUGGAUGAGAAUUUAACUCUGCACAAAAUGGGAACGGUUCAUGUUGAAGCAGGAAGUAAAGAGACUGGAAAACAUCAGAGUCUGAUUUAACCUUUUCACAGUUAACUUCAAAUGUAGCUGAACAGAAUUUGAUGAUUCCAUUUUAAAAUUAAAUGAUGAAGAUUAAACGAUUCAUCAUCUAAAGACAAGAAAGAAGAACAUUUAAAACAUUUUUCGUUGAUAUAAACAUUUAAAUUCUAAUUUGAUGAAUUUCUACAUCUUACACCUUUUUCAAAAUUCAGACAUUUUGAAAAACUGUAGUUUGAUUCUGCAGUUAAAAAUCCAGCUUCUGAAACACUGACACUUCAUUGUACCAGUAAAAACUAUUAAAUAUUAUAGUCACGUUAAAUAGUUCAUUCGGAAUUAACCUGAAUCAGUCGCUGAUUGAACUUAUAGCAGAUUAGCUGGUUUGUUGUAUAAUAGCUUUGAACAGAAAACCAUUACAGAGGAGCAGGGAGUGGUGUGGGGGGACCGGGGGGGGGUCGGAGGGGUGUUUAUAACAGAGAAACAGAUAAUUUAAUAUUGAACAAAGCUGCCAGGGAUGAUAAGUUAAUAUUUCUUUGUAUAUUUUGAUUGUUUUCCUCUAGUAUUUAUUUUUUUAUCGGACUAAUUUCAGCUGUCACAUGACUACAGUUUUUUUUUUUCUUGAAUGAUUUUAUGGAUCGACCGGUGCAGGACAUUAAGAUGCUUAUUUUUCCUAUUUAUAGAUAAACUUUGUAUUCAGGCAUAAAGUUGUUUGACGGACAGGAAAGCUGUUCAGUCUGUUCGGGUUUGUGCAGAGAGACUGACGCAGGCGACGUUUUCUCUCUGCGCUCAGACUCAGCUCGCAGUGAUUUUUAAACCGGCUCUGUGUACAGUAUUUUUGUAUUGUAAGAAAUGUAUAAUUAAUAUUAUCAUUCCUGGGUGGAGCAGGAGGGAAGCUCGGGGCGAUUUCUUUCUUUGGUCUUCCCUGUCAAAUAUCAGAUGAAAAUAUUUUAUUGUACUUUCAAUUUUUUUGAUAUGAAUAAAAAGGAUGAUUAUUAUCACGA
Toxotes jaculatrix (banded archerfish) is the source of this 4795-nucleotide messenger RNA. It is a transcript of the gene usp11, whose product is annotated as ubiquitin specific peptidase 11. NCBI's taxonomy places the organism in Eukaryota, Metazoa, Chordata, Actinopteri, Toxotidae. Bases 123 to 3140 code for a protein of 1005 amino acids. The record is from RefSeq and is a predicted model, not a curated record. Gene Ontology annotation, biological process: protein deubiquitination. Gene Ontology annotation, molecular function: cysteine-type deubiquitinase activity. The transcript is spliced from 21 exons.